AUGAGCAAGGAUGGGGAAGCAGUAGCUGUCAAGAGCAAGGAUGGGGUGACUGUGAAAGAAAUAGCAAUCAAGAGCAAGGAUGGGGAAGCAGUAGCUCUCAAGAGCAAGGAUGGGGUGACUGUGAAAGAAAUAACAAUCUUCAAGAGCAAGGAUGUGGGGUCAGAGGGUAAUGGGUCAUAG
Molecule: messenger RNA, 180 nt
Organism: Paraglomus occultum
Lineage: Eukaryota; Fungi; Glomeromycota; Glomeromycetes; Paraglomerales; Paraglomeraceae
Source: the annotation of a GenBank genome assembly